This is a messenger RNA of Xyrichtys novacula (pearly razorfish), 3746 nucleotides long. The record is from the annotation of a GenBank genome assembly. Lineage: Eukaryota; Metazoa; Chordata; Actinopteri; Labriformes; Labridae.
GUUAGGAGAAGACUCCUCUGAGCUCUGUGGCAGCUCUGCAAUGGAAAAAGAGAAGGAAACGUACAUUGAAGACAAGUCCAGUCUGGUCCUGAGGUUCUUCCCUCCAGUGUACCCUCCUCCAGCAGCUUGGUCCCACCCUAAAACUCACAUUCCUCUACAAAUACCCCCAUCUUAUCCUACAGACUUCAGAUUUGUACAUCAGACAACAACCUCUCUACAUAACAAGAAGGAAGAACAUUGAAGCAUUGCUUUUGGUUUUCAGAAGUUCAGAAGGCACAAAACUAAAGGUAGGCUGGUUUUAAUUUACUUGAAUAGUGAAACACGGUGUGAUUCUGUGAAUGUUUAAAUGAUUGAAAAAAAAAAGGUUUGAUCGAGAAUGAUCUGGAUUUUCUUACAAACAAAUAGCAUAAAAUGUGUAAUAAUUGUGAUAGAGGAAAGGAAAAAAGUGAUGCUUUGAUAUAUUUUAUGUCUGUUAUAAGAGAGGUUUGAUCAGACUUUGCAUGCCUGAUGUGCACAUUUGCUGACAAUAUUAGAAAUGCUGAAGAACUGAAAUGGCCGACUUUAAACUAAGCGACCUUUUUAGUUGAGCUCUCGGUGUUCAGCUUACUCCAAAGUUUGUGGCCUGGGGCGGGUCAUGCAUGUUUAAACUUAAACCGUUUUUUUUUUACUUGGUUAAUCCAGUCCAAAUUAUCCUGUCUUCACUGGAGAUGACUUCAACACUCUUUUGGAGUGAUUGUUGGUAAACCAAUUUUUGAAGGGCUCUUCUGAGAGUGGAUGUGUGAGGAACAUCUGGAAUGCCUACAUGGAGGAAGAACAAAGGAGGGGCUUUCCUUGCUUGAAAAAAUAGAUAAACUGUUGAUUUUGAAACCUAAGUUUCAUAUAAUAAAUAUUCAGAGAAUAUUGGCAUGUACAGUGUUUUGACUAUUGGAGGUUUGUAGCAUGUGAAACAAUGAAUCAAUCUAUUUCUAGUAUUGUUAUCUUAUUUUAGAUUUCCAGAUUUCAGGACAUACCACAAAAAAACAGAGCUGUAGCUUUGAACACAAACUUAAUUUAUCAUCUUUAUAAGAUUGAAUCUGACACAAAGUCAAUACAAUCAAUAAAAAAGGCAGAUGUUUCAAGUAUAACGUUGUGAGGGAGUGGCUGAGCAGAGCACUGGGUGGAGAUCCAGGAGGCCCUAGGCCUGUUGGGACUUGAAUUUGUUUUAAAACAUAGCCCAAAGCUACAUAAUCCUGUGAAGGCCUGUCUGAGGGAGCGGGUGUUUGUCUGAGAGUGGCUUCAGCUAUGUGAUCACAAAACCCCCAGCAGAUCAACAGUUACACCAAUGACAUCUGUGAUCACUCCUCCUCUCUAUCUUCAGGAGUGAACAAGAUUUUUUUUAACCCAAACACUGAUCGACAAACCUGUGGGUGUGGAACACAGACGUCUCAGAUCUUCAGAGAGUCGAUCAAAAUGACUGAAAUACUAACAGUAGAAGAUCAAGCUGAAGAUUGCACUGUAAUGUAUGAAAACUUUUCAUUUAACUUCUACUCUGUCUUGGAUUGUUUUUUUCCUCCAGUAUGGGAUCAAUUGGGGUUCAGAUUGUGUGUGUGGCCCUUGGAGUCCUCGGCCUGAUUGGGGUCAUCGUAUGCUGUGCCGUCCCACGCUGGAAGGUGUCCUCCUUCACAGGAGCCAACAUUGUGACUGCACAGGUAAGGAAAAACUUCACUGAAAACAUGGAGACGCGGAGAGAAAGUCUGACAUCAUAGAGAAACAAUGAAAAAGCAUGCAGGACCAGGUCUUCAUUAGUGCUUUUACCUUCUCAGAGUUUCACUCCCAGUCUGAUUAACUUAACAUAUUUCAAAAUAAAAGCUGUACACGUCAAUACAAAGACAGCUAAGAUGGAGAACUCCAACCCUGAUGUUAGGUAAUUUAAAACUGUGUUUACUGUUUAAUCUUACCAGUAAACCACUUAUCCAUGUUAUCCCUAUUAUUAUUAUAUAAUUAUAUCACAAAAUUACAGAUGUGUUUUUUGGCUGUUGUAGCAUGAAGAGUAUUACUGUUAUAGUCAGUUCAUAUAUUUCAUAAUUGGGUCUUUUAAAGCCCAUCAAAGAGAUUUUUAUGGUCAAAUACAUGUAUAAUUGGGGAUCUGAGCUCACAUGGAUUACCGAAAUAUCUUAGACCCGUAAAAAGACUUAGGCUGUUUACCUGACAACUUCAGAUUUGAGGUGGGUUUUGAAAAAGCCAUUUUUAUAUACCCAAUAUACCCAAUACCCAAUAUGGAUAUAAAGGAAAAGUUUGAGGAAGUUUGUUUAUUUAUUUACAAGUUACUUUUCAUACAAAACAAAGUGGUGGAAUCUCUGAAGCUGAACAUGAAAUGGAUAAGAGCGUAACUUUUUCAUUUAUCAUGAAGAAGUUUAUAGAAAAAGUUACGCUCUUAUCUGUGGUAGUGGAAGUGACUCUCAUCUCCCCUUCUAUGUGUGUGUCUAUGCAGAGCAACCAGCAAGGCCUGUGGUCGGAGUGUGUGGUGCAGAGUACAGGCCAGCAGCAGUGCAAGAACUACGACUCCCUGCUGGUGUUAUCCUCUGAUCUGCAGGCCGCUCGCGCCAUGACCAUCAUCAGCUGCAUGCUCAGCAUCAUCAGCCUCCUCAUCCUCUUCUGCGGGGCCGACUUUACCACCUGCAUAGAAAACGAAGACGCCAAGCCCAAGAUGAGCCUGGUGGCCGGGGUGGGCCUUCUGCUUGCUGGCCUGCUGGUCAUAAUUCCCGUCAGCUGGUCUGCCAACAUCAUUGUGCGGCAGUUCAACGACCCACUAGUGCUUGCCUCACAGAAGAGAGAGCUGGGAGCCUGCAUCUAUGUGGGGUGGGGUGCUGGUGUGCUGCUGCUCCUCGGUGGAGGUCUGCUCUGCUGCUUCAGCCGACCAAAGUCCAGCUCUGGAGGAACCGCCAAGUACUACAGCAACAGUGCGUCUGCCCCCAACAAAAACUACGUGUAGUUUUAUUCUGUAGGGGACUGGUGUGUGAGGGGGUCUGAUUUGGUUAAAGACUGGUGAGCACACCUAGUAGCUGACACCAGGAGUUGUUUUUGAGAAAAUGGGAAAAAGUGAUUGUAAAUACAUGUUUUCAGUGUUUUCCUGCAUAUUCACAGUUAUCUUGGUGAUGUUUUAAGUUUUAAACUGUUUUGUUAGUUGGUGUUGGGUUACACUUACAAGCUUUUUGAAAGGGAAACAGAUAGAACAAGCUCUACCUUUGAGAUUUAAGACAACAUUUUGUCAGUCAAAAACAUCUGAAAAACCUGAAAUUGCUUUUGAUUGGUUAUUUGUCCUUAACUUAGAUCCAAACUAGUAAUAAAUGAAAUCCAAAAUGGUAAAAAUGUAAAUGAAUUUAUUUUUAAGAAGGUUCUCUGAAAUGCAGAGAUCAAAGUUCAACAUUUCAUCAUAAAAGGGUCAGCCAGCUUUGUGAGAUGCACUAGUUGCUAAUAGUUACAUUAAGUUAAUGUAUCCUAUAAAAUCCAAUGUCUUAAAAUGUUUGUUUGUUUUCAGUCUCUUUCUGUUUCUUUCAUUCAAUCAGAAAAAAAGCUGUUUUAUAACAGUCCUCAGCCAAAUUCAUCUCAUCCGGCCUCAGGGAGCAUCUGUGUGCACUCAUGUCUCAAAUAUGUCAUUUCUGAACAGCCAUAACAUUAAGAAAGUUCUGUAUAAUAAUCUCAUGUUGUUUUAUUUUUCUCAUUUUGUAUGUUGAUGAGUAUAAAGGAUUAAAACAUGUUAAAGUCAA